This is a messenger RNA of Pogonomyrmex barbatus (red harvester ant), 1624 nucleotides long. RefSeq names its product protein bric-a-brac 1. The record is from RefSeq and is a predicted model, not a curated record. Gene Ontology annotation, cellular component: nucleus. Gene Ontology annotation, molecular function: protein binding; DNA binding. Lineage: Eukaryota; Metazoa; Arthropoda; Insecta; Hymenoptera; Formicidae. Gene Ontology annotation, biological process: regulation of transcription by RNA polymerase II.
GCGUACCGACCUCGAGCGAAUUCUUUAAUCCACAACCUCGUUGAAUCAUAGCCGGUGUCUCGUAUCGCUUAAGGAAAUCGUAUAUCUUUCUGAUACUACAGAGCUGAUAACUGGUCACUUUAAGUUCAUGACGCGUGUAACCAAGUGGAAUUCGCGAGUGCAAUUUCUCUCGCAUUAUAAUUCGCGAUUGUCCUUCUCGCUUCGCGUGCACGUCCUUGGAGGACAUCAACGUUACGUCUCGGGGGUUAUCCGUCACAAUUACACCCGGACAUCUACACGCUUCCUUUCGUCCCGACCUUAAUGCAGCGUUCGUCACAACUCGACGAAGGCUGGAGGACCGCAGGGAAACGUCGACGCACGCGGAUGGACUUCGACGAGAGCAAUGCACCUUGCAUGGAAAAAGCGCAGCCUUUACUGCGAGCGGUAUCGACAGCGUACGAAGACAUGUAACGUACAGACGCGGCCUCGUUGCUGAUCAGAUCAAGGUGACCGUUGAAGCUCCGAGACGAGACACGCCACGAGAAAAAGACUGGAGGAAGAAACGAAGAAACGAAAGAAGAAGAGCAGUGAGGAAGAAAGUUUAAGAGGAAAGAAUCGAGUGGUGAAAUAAAAAAGGAAGAAAUUCUCCUCUCUAAGAAACGCAAGAGAAGCGAGAAGUCGUAUCAUGACGCAACAAAGCGGCGCUGGGUCACCCCAGCAGUUCUGUCUGCGCUGGAACAAUUAUCAGACUAAUCUGACCAAUGUCUUCGACCAACUCCUACAGAGUGAGAGCUUCGUAGACGUCACCCUGGCCUGCGACGGGCAUAGCGUGAAGGCCCACAAGAUGGUCCUGUCGGCCUGCAGCCCGUACUUCCAGGCACUCUUCUUCGACAACCCCUGUCAGCAUCCAAUCGUCAUCAUGAAGGACAUCAAGUGGCCGGAGCUCAAGGCCGCGGUCGAGUUCAUGUACAAGGGCGAGAUCAACGUCUCCCAAGAGCAGAUUGGGCCGUUGCUCAAAGUCGCGGAGAGUCUCAAGAUCCGAGGCCUCGCGGACGUUAAUAGCGAACAGGAGUUGACAUCCAGGCCUAGCCUGGAGGAGGCCGCGAACGCGGCAAUGCAGCGGAAGAAGCGCCGCCGGAUGUCCGGCGAUCGUUCACCGUCCGCCAACAGUCCGGAACGCGUUGGCUCCGCUAGCAUCGGCCCCGACGACCAGGACGUGAUCGGGGGUAACGUCGUCGUGCCUGAGAUUCACAGCAUGGUGCCGUCGACUGCCAGCUCGACUCCUCGGUCCCUCGGCUCGCCCAGCACGCCCAGCAUCUCCGUCACGCCGCAGAUCAACCUGCAGGAACUUCCGGUCUCGCUGCCCUUACCGCCACCCCCGCCACCACCGCCGCAGGGACAGCAGAGCUCGCACCCCCUGCCGACCCACCACGUGCCCGGCCACGUGACUUCCGGUCCGCACGCGCCCGUCAACCACCUGGGCGGCCAUGGCCAGCAGCUCAGCGUGCAGCAGCAGCAACAGCAACAGCAGCAACAACAGCAGCAACAGCAGCAUCAUCAGCAGAACGUCGGCAGUCAGUCCAGCACAGGCGAUGACCUCGAGAUCAAGCCCGGCAUCGCGGAGAUGAUUCGGGAGGAGGAAAGG